Paramecium sonneborni is the source of this 875-nucleotide messenger RNA. The record is from the annotation of a GenBank genome assembly. Lineage: Eukaryota; Ciliophora; Oligohymenophorea; Peniculida; Parameciidae.
AUGCUUGACUUAUUUUUAUAAAGUUAUAGAGAAGAAGAGCCAAAAAGUAACACACUUGAUGUUAUUAGUAAUAUAAUUGGAUGGACAUAUUUUAUAUGUUGGUCUAUUAGUUUUUAUGGAUAAUUAUAUGAAAAUUUGAGAGUCAAAAAGUAUUACAAUUUAUAAUUAUGUAGUGUAAGAGGAAUAGCAUUUGAAUUCCUUGGUUUAAAUUUGACUGGGUUUCUAUUUUUAAGUGCAUAUAGCUCUGCUGGUUAUUUUAAGGGAGGAGAUAAUGGAUGGCCAUUUAGUGGUGAUAUAACAAAAUAAGAUUUGUUUUUUGCAUAUCAUGCAGUUGCAAUAACUAUAUUAACAAUUAUAUAAACAGUUUAUUACUAUAAAAAAGGUGAUAACGCAGGAGUCAGUUUAUGGUGUAUUAUUGUUCUUAUUGUUCUUUGGUCACAAACUAUUUUAUACGUACUUUUAACUUGGAUUUUUGGAUGGCAAGUUAUUUUCUAAAAUGAAAAAUUAAAUGUUUUAUAUUGGAUGGGAUAUGAAAAACUUUUUAUUUCUUUUAUUAAAUAUGUUCCAUAGAUGUAUUUAAAUUAUAAAAGAAAAUCUACUGUAGGCUGGAGCAUUUUUAAUAUCUUAUUAGAUUUUAUGGGAGGAUUUCUAUCUUUCUUAUAAAUGUUACUUGAUUCUAUUAAUGGAAGUAAUUUUGUUUAUUAAUUCUUUAAGAGAGUGCUAAUCUAGUUGAUGUGAAUAUUGUUAAAUUUAUAUUAAGUUGGAUAGCUAUGGGUUUUGAUGCUAUUUUCAUGUUCCAACAUUAUAUUCUUUAUAAUCCUAAAAAAAAAAUAAGGAAUGCCCUAUUAGACGAAUAUUCUAUUCCAAAAAAAUGA